UUCAGAAGUUUAAACUAAUAAGCAUAACUGUGAAAAUAUGCAAGUUUCGUUAGACCAUUUUGGAGAAAUCUCAACCAAAGAACGUAUAGGAAUGGGGAAUGCACGUAUCUAUUGUGAAUUCCUAUGAAUAAAUCUAGUCCAAAAAUUCAAAUAGGAAAACGCAGCGCUUAAACCUAAAAAACAUAAGUUGUGGAAAAUAAUUAGAAAUUAAAUAUACUCAUUUAAUGCCUUUGGAAAAAGAUAUACAAUACUUUCAGGUAUGGGCAGCCAAAUUAGGUUGCCCACCGGAGGCGAUACCAACAGAAGAAGCGUUAAAAUCGAUUUAUAAAUCACGACAACGCGAUUUGUUUUGUAAUUUAAUCAAACGUGUACGAUCCCAACAAGAUGUGCAGGAAGUGCGGGAGAAUAUACUUAUUAAGAGAUUGGACAAAUUUAAAGAUCAAGUAGUGCCGACUUCUGCUCGAAACUAUUUACCUAAAGAAAUGCAAAUUUUGCUUAAAAUAAAAGAACUCGUUAAGCAUAAGGAGGAUGUUACAAUGCGUUUGGAUGAAUACAGAAAGGAAUAUGAGGCACUGGCCAUUAAUAUAAAAACAAAAAACAUCCAACACAUUGGUUUACAGCAUAAGCAGAGUACAUUAAGAUCGCGUGUGAAUAUAUUAGAUUUUAAAUCAACAGCUUUGGGAAAGCAAAUAAAGCAGGAAGAGAAAAAUAAGCACUUAAUAGCUGCCACAAUGCCAGUCCGUUUGACGGCAAAAAAUGCCAGCGAGGCUGUUGCAAUGGAUGCAGUUAAACAAGCAUUGCGGGAUCUCGAUGAUUUUUACACUUUAUACAUAAAUCAAGCAAACAGUCCAACAAGCAUACAAGAGGCAAAGGAUGCGCUAUGGACUAAAAUGCGUGCAAUCUUUUCGAAUAUACCAAACUAUAUUUUCUUCAAUAUCAUUAUGCGUAUGAAAGAAGAGCAAUUGCAGCAUAUCAUGUCAUUAAUAAGCAAAUCAAGUCAUGAAGAAUCAUCUACUCAUUCUCUCAGCGGUGUGGGCAACAAGGAACCGCUUUCGUCCUUUGAUAUGAAGUUAUUACAAACAAAAGCUGAUCUAAUGGGUAUGGUAGUUAAAUAUCUGUCAGCACGUAAAGAACGUGAAGUGUUGGAGGAACGUUUCGCCGAAGCUUAUGGUCCCUUUGUAGACGAGUUGGAAAAGAAAGUCAAUUUGUUUAAUGCCAACACCAAUGAAAAUAUCAACGAUACCAUUUCAGAUUACCUGGUACAGUAUAAUUAUCGUAAUUUUUCAAAAAGUCAAAAUGACUUCAUCGCCCAGCAAAUCGAACAAUACAAAGUUGAUAUCGAUUAUGGUGCUAGGCAAUUGGAAAAUCACGAGGUCAUACUGGGUUCCAUAAAACAGGUUUAUAGUGACAUUAACACAUCCGUCAAUCGUAUACAAUAUGAAAUGCUACAACUGGGACAAAUCAAAGAGAAAAUACUCUAUUCGAAAAAUAUGCUAAAACGUAUGCUAGACGAUGCACAAACGUCUUCUAUCAUCAGCGGCAGUGCCGGACCAAAUGUUGCAGGGGGCAUAAAAUCCAAUUUCCUACCUACUAAACUAAAAGUCAACAAUAAUAUCUCCACUAUUGGUGGUGAUAGCUUCGAAAUGGGCGGUGGAGAUAUGGUUUUUUGCAGCACUAAGUUAGACUUUGACUCCACCAUUAUGUCACUUAACUCAACAUCAACAAAUAUGGCUGGUACAUUAAGGCGUAGUAUGGGUGGUGCGGAUACCACACUUAUGCCUGCGGCUACCGGCAGUAAUAGCACUGAGGGUCGUUUCAAUUUACCACCAUACUCUAGUGAAUUGUCAUGUUUUGCCGAAAUCUCAUUUGAAAAGUUUAGCUGCAUAACGAAAGAAUGUGCUUACCAUUUGUCACCCAAUCCAUUGAUCGUGGAAUCGCGUGAACUCUCAUCUACAAUGCAAUUGGCGCCCGGCAGUCUACUGACCGCUUCAGGGGCUAUACAGGAAGUGCGUAAUCGCAUUAAGUGGGCGGAUUUAAUUGCCCAGCAUUCGCUUGAUUUGAAAUUGGAUUUAGAUUUGAUUAUUGUUGAUGCCGAAAAUUAUCAACAAAAAAUUAAACAACACCGCGAACAAAUUGAGGAAAUGUUGGAUAAAAUCGAUGUCACCAACAUCAAUACCAAUCGAACGCUACAAAAAUUGUCAAAACUAUACGAGUUCAUACUUUCAAAUCCGCUGCGACACUAUAUACCGCUUGAAAGAAAUUACAACAAUCAAACUUAUGCGGAUUAUGAAGCUGAAUUCUCCAUGUAUUAUCGCAUGGCAACAGUCGGUGCAUCAAUCAAAUGAAGAACUUUUUGUGAAAUGUGAUUUAUAGUUGGUUUUAGUGCUAAUAUUAAAUGUUAAGUUGUAAAUGUAUGUUUGUAUGUGUUAAAAAAUAUAAUUUUGCAAAAAAUGUCAUUCAGUUUCUGGCAG
Molecule: messenger RNA, 2471 nt
Organism: Ceratitis capitata (Mediterranean fruit fly)
Lineage: Eukaryota; Metazoa; Arthropoda; Insecta; Diptera; Tephritidae
Gene: dgt5
Product: augmin complex subunit dgt5
Exons: 8
Coding region: 225-2345 (706 amino acids)
Source: RefSeq, a predicted model, not a curated record